GAAUCAUCCCUAUAAUGUAGUGAAACUUUAGAAAGAAGAGCCGGGAGGAUGUAUUGGUUGUUAGGAAAAUGUAGGCUACCAGUAGAAAAUGACAUUCUCUAUUAAUAAGAUCUGAGGGCUUUCUGGGAAUUGUCUUGACAGAGAACCUCAGCUGGACAAAGCAGCCUUGAUCUGAGUGAGCUAACUGACACAAUGAAACUGUCAGGCAUGUUUCUGCUCCUCUCUCUGGCUCUUUUCUGCUUUUUAACAGGUGUCUUCAGUCAGGGAGGACAGGUUGACUGUGGUGAGUUCCAGGACCCCAAGGUCUACUGCACUCGGGAAUCUAACCCACACUGUGGCUCUGAUGGCCAGACAUAUGGCAAUAAAUGUGCCUUCUGUAAGGCCAUAGUGAAAAGUGGUGGAAAGAUUAGCCUAAAGCAUCCUGGAAAAUGCUGAGUUAAAGCCAAUGUUUCUUGGUGACUUGCCAGCUUUUGCAGCCUUCUUUUCUCACUUCUGCUUAUACUUUUGCUGGUGGAUUCCUUUAAUUCAUAAAGACAUACCUACUCUGCCUGGGUCUUGAGGAGUUCAAUGUAUGUCUAUUUCUCUUGAUUCACUUGUCAAUAAAGUACAUUCUGCAAAAGCA
Messenger RNA from Homo sapiens (human), 622 nucleotides. It is a transcript of the gene SPINK6, whose product is annotated as serine peptidase inhibitor Kazal type 6. NCBI's taxonomy places the organism in Eukaryota, Metazoa, Chordata, Mammalia, Primates, Hominidae. The record is from RefSeq and is marked reviewed. Bases 193 to 435 code for a protein of 80 amino acids. The transcript has 5 exons. Gene Ontology annotation, cellular component: extracellular region.